This is a messenger RNA of Striga hermonthica, 1059 nucleotides long. The record is from the annotation of a GenBank genome assembly. NCBI's taxonomy places the organism in Eukaryota, Viridiplantae, Streptophyta, Magnoliopsida, Lamiales, Orobanchaceae.
AAGCGAGAUGCAGAGAAUGAUCGCGGAGGCAGUGGCGGCCCAACUCAAACGAACACCAGUCGAACAACCAAAGGUCGAGCGGCCCAGAAUCGAACAAGCGAGAGUCGAACAACCCCAAAAUGAGCAGCAGCCCCCUGAGCGCGAACAACAGGCACAAUCGCAUGAAAGGCAAAAUAGGAGGAUAGACGAGGAGGAGUCCUCUGUCAGAACCGUCAAUCCACAAGCCAGAAACGACACGCUGGAACAGCUGUUAGCGCAGGUCCGAGACUUGCAGGCCCGGAUCAAUGCAGAACUACGCGUUGCGUACGAUGCUUGGGGUCAAGGUGACUACCUUUGCCGUAACUAUGUCCUGAACGGUCUUAGUAACGAGUUGUACAAUGUGUACAGCUCUGUUGGUUCUACCAAGGAACUUUCGGCUGCCUUGGAGAAGAAGUACAAGACGGAGGAUGUCGGGGCGAAGAAAUUCGUCGUCGGCAAAUUUCUUAACUUCAAGAUGGUUGACACGAAGACUGUCGUGUCACAAGUGCAAGAGUUUCAGCUGAUCUUGCACGAUAUCCAUGCAGAAGGGAUGACUUUGAGCGAGUCAUUUCAAGUAGCGGCUGUGAUUGAGAAGUUGCCGCCAGGCUGGAAGGACUUUAAGAACUAUCUCAAACACAAGAGAAAGGAGAUGAGUCUUGAAGACCUGGUUGUUCGUCUUUGUAUUGAGGAAAAAAACCGUAAAUCUUCAGGCAAAAGCCCGAUAAUGGAGGCUCGUGCGAACUUGUUGGAGCAAGGCAGUUCGAUCAAAAUGAAGCCCCUUAACAAAGGGAAGCAGCCCGCCAAGGUUUCGAAAUUUACUGGAACUUGUUACAAUUGUGGAAAGCCAAACCAUAUGGCGAAAGACUGCAAGAGGCCAAAGAAGGCUGGGCCAAAUAAAGGGCAACCGAGUGCCCUUGUUGCUGAACACGGCCCUGUGCUGGGUGAAUUGACCGACUUUGAUAUGUCGGUUGUGGUGUUUGAAGCCAAUUUGGUUGAUAACCCAAGAGAGUGGUACAUCGAUACUGGUGCCACUCGUCAUGU